ACCUCGAUCCUUCGAAUCCUAAUCGCUCCCUGUUCUCAAUCAUCGAUCAUCACCAUGUGGAAGAAGAGUGUUGCUGUUCUCGGCGCCAUUGCCGGUUUGGCAAUGGCUGCUCCCGUUCCUCAAGAUGCUGCCGCCGCUCCUGCCACUACGAAGUACAUCAUCACCCUCAAGCCCGGUAUCGAUCCUGAGGUCGGUAUUCAGCACAUCAAUUGGGCUGGUGAUCUUCACCGUCGUGGUAUCUACCGCCGUGAGGAGAAUGGUACCGUUGAGGAGGACUUGAAGGUCUUCAAGGUUGCAGACUUCAACGCCUAUGCUGGUUCAUUCGACGAGGAGACUAUUGCUGAGCUCAAGGCUAGCAACGAAGUCGCUGUGAUUGAGGAGGAUCUUCCCAUCUACAUGACUGCCAUUACAUCUCAGACUGGCAGCACUUGGGGCUUGGGUCGCAUCUCGCAGCGCAAUUACGCUGCCAACACCUACUACUAUGACACAUCUGCCGGUGCUGGCACUUACGGCUAUGUCAUCGACUCUGGCAUCAACAUCAACCACAGAGAGUUUGGUGGUCGUGCCACUCUUGGCCAGAACUUCGUCGGCGGUUCUCACAUUGAUGAUGCUGGUCAUGGCACUCAUGUUGCUGGUACCAUCGGUGGUGCUACUUAUGGUGUUGCCAAGAAGGCCAACCUCGUCUCCGUCAAGGUCUUUGGUGCUUCCGGAGUAAGUUACAUUCAUAUUCAGUUUCCCAGACAUAUAUUAAUGAGUGCCACANNGUCUAGUGCUACUUCCACCAUCAUGCAGGGCUUCGAGUGGGCUGCCAAUGACAUUAUCAACAAGGGUCGUGCCGGCAAGUCCGUCAUCAACAUGUCUCUCGGCUCCGAGGACUCCGUCUCUACCGCUUUCAACUCUCUCGUCAACGCCGCCACUCAGCAAGGCGUCCUUUCCGUCGUCGCCGCCGGCAACGGAGUCAGCAAUCCCCGCACCGGGGCCUUUGUCGAAGCCAUCGAUGCCUCUCGCACCUCCCCCGCCUCUGCCUCGUCCGCCCUCACCGUCGGCGCAAUCGGCAGCGACAACUCCCGUGCCUACUUCUCCAACUUUGGCAGCACUGUCGAUGUCUUUGCUCCCGGACUCAAUGUGCUCUCUGCUUGGAUUGGUUCGAACUCUGCCACCAACACUAUUUCUGGUACUUCGAUGGCUUGCCCUCAUGUUGUGGGUCUUGCUCUUUAUCUCAAGGGUCUGGAGUCUGGAUUGAGUUCUCCCGCUGCUACUACUGAUAGGAUUGUUGCUUUGGCUACUACUGGUCAGGGCACUGAUCUUCGCAGUGGUAGUCCCAACCGUAUUGUUUACAACAACAGUGGGCGUUAA
Molecule: messenger RNA, 1356 nt
Organism: Aureobasidium uvarum
Lineage: Eukaryota; Fungi; Ascomycota; Dothideomycetes; Dothideales; Saccotheciaceae
Source: the annotation of a GenBank genome assembly